AUGUACAUCAAAAAAGGAAAUAACAUCAGCUUUACCAAUGAAUAUCAGCUUUUCACCAUUGCUCUCAUGUUAGCGAACAAAUGGCUCAACGAUAAGAGAUAUGCAAGCAAGAUCUGGUCAGAAAUAUCCUAUAUCUCUCAAGCUGAUAUUGAUACUUUGGAGAUUUCAUUUUUGAAGUCUUUAAAUUUCAAGAUACAUAAUACUGGAGAAGAUUGUUCAUUUUGGCUUAAUUGCACAAAAAAUUAUCAUCUUUCUGGCAGACUUGAGUACUUGUUUACCGAAAGAAUUGGAAAGAUGGCUGCCUUUCAACUAAUUCUACCGAAACCUGGUUUAAAUUACGAAGAAAAAAUUGGUGCAAAAGUCAUUGAACCCCCCAGUUGGAUUUGA
Messenger RNA from Dentiscutata erythropus, 387 nucleotides. The record is from the annotation of a GenBank genome assembly. Lineage: Eukaryota; Fungi; Glomeromycota; Glomeromycetes; Diversisporales; Gigasporaceae.